Molecule: messenger RNA, 4793 nt
Organism: Strongylocentrotus purpuratus (purple sea urchin)
Lineage: Eukaryota; Metazoa; Echinodermata; Echinoidea; Camarodonta; Strongylocentrotidae
Product: G protein-activated inward rectifier potassium channel 3-like
Exons: 2
Coding region: 190-1788 (532 amino acids)
Biological process (GO): regulation of monoatomic ion transmembrane transport; potassium ion import across plasma membrane
Cellular component (GO): plasma membrane
Molecular function (GO): inward rectifier potassium channel activity
Source: RefSeq, a predicted model, not a curated record
UACACAUUCACACAUUCACAUGAUGUGUAUUACGACGAGCAGCACGAAAUCCUGGCAGAGAAGUACACAUUGAUCGCCAGAAUAUCCGUUCUAUUUCUUCCAGGAUUUUGAUAUUAUAUUGGAAUUAUACACAAGACAAUUAAAGAAUAUUGUUUCUUCUGAAGUGUGAGUGUUGAGAGAGGUCUCAUCAUGUCUCGUCCCGCCGGCGAGACGGACCUUUACGAGCCACUGGGGCUGAUGGAACCUCCAAGGAUGGAGGCGGAAAUGGACCGACGCGUCAGCAACACCAGCCUCUCUUCAGAGAGUGCCUACAGCAGCAAUGGGAACGGACCUCCCAUUCCCACGCACCACAAUCGCAAGGAUUCCGUCCGCUCGUACAAACUGCGCAGGAAACUAAAGCGCAGGAAACAGAUGCAGAGGUUGGUGGGUAAGGACGGAGUGUGCAAUGUGGUUCACACGCGAGUGGCGAGGUUACGCUUCAUUGAGGACCUGUUCACAACCUUUGUGGAUUUAAGAUGGAGAUGGAACCUGAUGGUGUUCACCUUUGCGUAUGUCGUCGGAUGGUUCUUGUUUGGACUUGUUUGGUUUGUCAUCGCCGCAGCGCAUGGUGACCUCAACGCCUCACAGCGCAACUUGACAGACUGGGAACCGUGUGUGUACAACAUGGAAACGUUCACUGGAGCAUUCCUCUUCUCAUUGGAAACCCAGACAACAAUCGGUUAUGGUUUUAGAAGUGUGACUGAAGAGUGCCCACAUGCAGUAUUACUAGUUGUUAUACAGUCCGUCAUCAGUUGCCUCAUUGAUGCCGUGUUUAUCGGUUGUAUCUUCGCUAAAAUUGCUCGUCCAAAGAAACGAGCCGCCACGCUCAAGUUCAGUCGGAAAGCCGCCAUUGCCCAAAGAGACGGUAAAUUAUGCUUCAUGUUCAGGGUAGGAGACAUUCGAAACAGCCAUUUGUUUGAGGCUCACUUGCGAGUUUACAUGAUCAAACCCAAAGUCACCAAAGAGGGCGAGAUUAUACCACUGUGUCAUCACAACAUGGACCUGGGGUAUGACACUGGGGAAGACCGUAUAUUCUUGGUCUGGCCCAUCAUAGUAUCACAUACAAUAGACGAAGACAGUCCACUCUAUGAGUACUCCUGCAACACGAUAGACACCGCUGACUUUGAGAUUGUGGUUAUCCUCGAAGGAAUCGUUGAGCAAACAGGGUUGACCACUCAGGCCCGUACCUCCUACAUGCCUGGAGAGAUACAGUGGGGCUCUCGCUUCUGCAGCUCUGUUCUGUGCCUACGCAGCGAGUUCGACAAGCAGUACGACAUUGACUACUCCAAGUUUGAGGAAACAUACACUGUGCCAGGCCACCCAAGGAAGAGUGCCAAAGAGCUGGAUGAAAUUGAGCAGAAGGAAGAGGAAACGACGGAGAGCCAGUUGGCUCAGCUGAAAGACCUCAUCACCAAUGUUAUCGACGAGCAGAAGCUGCAGAGAUGGAAUCCUAGGAUGACGGAAGAAGUCUUUGCCCGUCGCUUCAAGCAGUUCGCACGAGGGGACUGCAACGGCCGAAGCCGGAGCACUGAACAUCUCACUCUGAAAUGGAAACCUCCAGAUGUUGGAAGACUUGUUUCUAUUGAGUCUCAGGGUUCCCACGAGGGUUCACAAGAGAUGCAUCCUCUGCGGUCUUGUGAUUCCCAGACCACGGAGGAACUGUCGAUGACCAGUCAUCCAAGCCCUCUACCAGAAGAAGCCCUCAAAGAGAUGCCAGAUGAAAUCAAGAGGAAAGAGUCAAAUGUAUAGCAGUACUACUCACAAAAUGGUAAGAUCCCUGUACAAUAUUGCAGUGCAGAAUAUGUGUGUUCAUAGAGAUAUAUUUGUAUAUAUAAACAAGUGUCAAUAAACAUUGUACAAGUUGCUUUCAUGAUGAGUAUGAUGUAAUUUUUGACUGUGCAAGAAAAAGGUAUUCAAUCAAUGUAUUAAAGAGAGCAAUGAAGUGAUUUCUGGUGUAUUUGGGCUACCGUCAAGUCUAUCGAUCACAAAGCUUAGAACAGUUAACAAAUAAUCUAGCUUCUGUUGAAAGAUUUAUGCAAGUGCAAAGUUUUAAACCUAGUUUUCUAGUCCUAAAUGUGUAAUAAUUUUUGAAAAAAAUGCUGUGUGAUGUUGUAUCUUCAGUUUGCUUAAACUGUCUUCCAUGGGGAAAGAGACUUUUACCCAAGUUACCCGAUGUUCAAGUAGCUUGUUUUGAGGCAGCCAUUUAAGAAUCACAUCAGACCGAUAAGAAGGGAUAAUAUCUCAUUCUCGUAAACCUGUCUCACAUUUCCAUAUGAUUUGUGUCCGCCAUCCGAAAAUACUCUUUAUAUCUGUGUCAUGUGAUCAUGCCGUAAAAGUGAGCAUAAACUAGAGGCAGUCUCGUUUAUGGUACGCUAUUUAUGUCGUAAUGAGGCUGCAUGGCGAGCAAGCCAUAUCAAGAGAGAUAGUUGCGGUAAUUAGGAGUGACAGCUUUGGAUCGCGAUAGGGUGCUGGGAGGCUUAGGGCAAGGUGUGGACCAAUGGCCAUUGCCAAUUUAAGGUUGAGGGAUGACUUGUAUUCUGCUUCCAGGUUUACGAAGCUGUUCUCAUUCUAAACACCAUUCCAUCAUUUAAAGUGAUUGGCUUGUCCCAGUUAGUCUGGUUUAUUGUAUUUGGUGUACAGCCAUGUAUAUGUAGGAAUAGGAUUGACCCAGAUAAACAGAUAGUAUAGUCUAGUUCUGCUGACUCCUUUUUUGCCCCCUCCCCCCUUCCCCCUCCCCUUCUCCUUCCCCCUCCCCCUUCUCCUUCCCCCUCCCCCUCCCCCUUCCCCCUCUUUCCUUCUCCUCUAUCUUUGGUUAACAUUGAUUUCAUUAUUCCAUAAAAGCUAGGAAACAGUUGAUUAUUUUUUAAACCUUGAACAUUUAAUUGAAUGUGAGUACUUCAAUGUGAGAACAUCAGAAAAAUAGAGGGCCAUUAUUUACAGUGUUUUUGCAGUUUCUAACUCUUUGGAGUAUGGCCUGUUAAUUUUCCCUACAUCAUUUCUGUACAUACAUGUGUAUGUACAUGUACAUGUACAAUGUACCUUGCCAUAAGAAUACAUUGAAGUUUGCUACAUAAAACAAUGAAAGUAUUAAACUUAACAGUGUGAUGAAGUCAUCAGAUGCACAGAAGUUUCAUGGACAGACUACAUGUAUUUGUAUAAAUAGGACUAAUGAUUUUUUUUCUUGAUAAGGGAACAAACAUUAACUUUACAGUCCAAGCAAUUAUUUCUCAAUCAAUUCUUCAGAUCAUUGCCAGUGUUCUGAACAUAAAGGUACUACAGUACAUGUAAUAAUCUUUUCAUGCAUGCAACAAAACUAAACUGAAACAUGAGAAUUUCAAUAAUGUAAAAACAUGAUCUGCUGUACUUGACAAAUUAUUUUCUGUAAAUCACCACUACUUUAUACAUGUACAGUACAUGGGGACAGUACUUUAUAGCAAUAAUACUGCACUGUUAAUAGUCUUGCUUCUACCUGUACAUGUCGGUUAUGUGAGAUGGACAAAAUAUGGUUUGAAUUCAAAUCAACUAAAUGUUCUCCAAUUGGUGCCUUGUGUAAUCUGUAUUGUGUAUCAUUCACCCUGUGUUUCUUUCUUUAUUUUCUAAAAAUUGUUGGUAUUCAUACUUACAGAAAAUGUUGCUUUUUUGGUUAUAAAUACUUCAUCAGUUUUGUUUCAUCAGGGUAAUCUAUUUAAAUGCAUGCCAAUCAAUUAGCUAACAUAUGUGGAGUGUGUGAAAUCUGCACAGGAGCUGAUACAUGUGUUGGUCAUUUGUAUCAAAGUUUGAAAUCCAAAAUUCUUGAUUAAUUCUCAUAAUCGUUAUUUAUGCAGAACGCACCAACAGUGCAGUGCAUACAUCACAGAUUGAUAAAUGUACAUCUAUGUGUAUGUGUAUACUUUAAAACAAUUUUUUUUUUAAUAGAAAGCAAAAGCUAUUCAUGAAGCACCUCCAUUACUUUGGGAGUGAUUAUUUUUUGUAAAAGGUUCAGAAUGAGAUUUUUCCAUCUUGAUUGCUAUCGCUUCUUUGGGUCAUUACUUGCUUGUGUAUUUAGCCCUUAAUGAAUAAUCUUAAAUGUGAAAACUCAUUUAACUGACAUAACCAUAUUUUUGUGUAGAUUAUCAUAAUCUAGAAGAUAAUGAUAUAUUAUCAGAGAAAUUUUUUAAAAUAUGUUUGAAGUUUUUAAAUUAUGACUACUUGUUAGCCUGUUACACAUGUAUGCAUUAUAAUAACACCCUACUCUAAUAAAUCUUUAUUUUAAUAGUUCAGAUGUUAUUGAUUAACAUUUCCAUGAAUUCAAAAGUUGUGUAAUCCAUGUAGACAACAUGUAUGUCUUGAGCAUCAGUGUUAACUGCUGUAAACAAGAACCAGCCCCCCCCCCCAAAAAAAAGGCUGACUCAAUAUUUUUUUUCCUGUACGCAUAACCAAACGAACAGCAUUUGUUUUGAUUACAGAUUAACAUUAUUGAUUGAAUUCAUCAUUAAAUCUAUUGAAAUUGAAUUAAUUCAUUUGUGUUUUUCCAUCAGUCUUUUGUCAUUGUUUUUAAAGACACUCUAUGAAGUUUUAAAGCAGUUUUCAUUCAUGCAUGUUUGUUAUUAAAUUCUGUUUUGUUACAUUCUUAUUUUUGCAUGCUUUGUUUGACAAAAAAAUGUUUUCUGUAGGUAGUGUCAAUGUUUUCAGACAACUUUGAAGAGUUGGAUUUUGAAAUCUUGAAAGUUGAUGGCUUGAUGCUCCAAUUAUUAAACAUGAAUUGAUUAAAUACA